CUUCACUUCAUUCAGUGGACAUCUGUUGAAGUGACGAGCUUUUCAGGUCGCGCGAGUUUUUGCCAAGUUAUAGAACUAUAUAUAAUAUAUUUAUUGAUUUAGUUAUCUGUAGUAAGUUAUUAUUUAUCAUUGUAAGUCAUGGCUAGGCUAUAGCUGGUCAUUAUUGUUGACCUUUUUUCGUCUCUUCAACCACAAUGGCGCGUGGAGAAAUUAAGGCGCUAGAUAUGGAGGGAACUGCGGACAUGGCUGUAGAUCAGGACUUGGGCUGUGAUGAUGUUCUCGAGUUCAACCAGUUCGACGGUCUUCCCUUUUCCUCACGGUAUUAUAACCUACUAAAGGAGAGGAAAGCUCUUCCAGUUUGGGGAGCUAAGUGCGAGUUCAUGGACUACAUCACCAACAGCCAGCUUGUUAUUGUUAGUGGCACUGCGAAAACUGGACAAAGCACUCAGAUCCCACAGUGGUGUGCAGAGUUCUGCCUGUCUGUGCAGUACAGGCACGGCAUGGUGGUGUGCACUCAGAUCCGCCGACAGAGCACAGUGGAUCUCGCCCUGCGUGUGGCCGAUGAAAUGGAUGUGAACAUUGGCCAUGAAGUAGGAUACGUCAUCCCUUUCCAAAACUGCUGCUCCACCGACACUGUGCUUAGGUACUGCACUGAUCACAUGCUGCUUAGUGAGAUGAUGUCCGACCCUCUGUUGGAGCAGUAUGGUGUGGUGUUGAUCGAUCAGGCUCAGGAGCGCACGGUCAGCACAGACCUCCUACUCGGCCUGCUUAAAGAUGUGCUGCUGGCGCGGCCUGAGCUGCGUCUGGUCAUCCUCACUGCACCUCAAUCCUCCGACAAGCUUCUACGCCACUACGGAAACGUGCCCCUGAUCCAGCUUGAGGCAGAACGACCUUCUGAAAUGGUGUAUGGCACUGGGAGGGGAGGUGUCAAAGACUAUUUGUAUGCCUCUCUCCAGCUGGCUAUGGAAAUCCACCAGUCUCAAGAGCAUGGAGAUAUUGUAGUGUUUCUGGCUACUGAACAAGAGAUUGAAUGUGCUCGUGCCAUCUUGCGGAGGGAAGGGGCUGGUGUAGCUUCAUCACUAGGUGAGCUUAUUCCCGUGUCAGUCUGUCCAGAGCAGGAGCACAGUCUGCCUGUACUUACAGAACCGGAGGGCAGGUGCAGGAGGGUCUUCCUCACGUGCGGUCCAACUGAAGACUUAUUCUGGGCCAUGCAUAGCAUUCGCUUUAUCAUUGAUGCUGGAGUACAAAAGAGAUAUGUGUACAACCCUCGAAUCAGAGCCAGCUCUAUUGUUAUUCAACCAAUCAGCAAAAGCCAAGCUGAAUGCCGCAAACAACUGAUUGGUCCAACAGGGAAGUGUUUCUGUUUGUACCUGGAGAACACGUCCCUUCCCACUGAGAAUGUGCCUCACAUCCUGGAGUCAGACAUCACUUCCACGGUGCUUUUCCUUAAGAGGAUGGAAAUCGCUGGGUUGGGUCACUGUGAUUUCAUUGAUAGGCCAGAUCCUGAGGGCCUCAUGCAGGCUUUAGAAGAACUGGACUACCUGGCGGCUCUGGAUAACGAUGGUAAUCUGUCUGAGAUUGGAAUAAUUAUGUCUGAAUUUCCUCUGGAGCCCCAGAUGGCUAAAACUCUUCUGGCUUCCUGUGAAUUUGACUGUGUGAGUGAGGUGCUCACAAUUGCUGCCAUGCUUACAGCUCCAAGUUGUUUCCUGGUCCCUCCUGUGGAGUUCAAACAGCAGGCCUUAAAGUGCCAUCAGAGGUUCCAUCACACAGUAGGAGACCACUUCACCCUAGUCAAUGUGUACAAUGCCUACAAACACAGCCAGCACAGCUCAAAUUGCAGCAUCGAGCGCUGGUGUGACGAGCAUUUCCUGAGUUUAAGUGCCCUUCAGAUGGCCGAUGCAGUUCGAGCAGAGCUCACUGAGAUCCUGAAACGUUUAGAGCUGCCAGUGUCAUGUUCAGCCUUUGGCUCAAAGACAAACACACUGAACAUCAAACUGGCUCUGUUGGCUGGCUUCUUCAUGCAGGUGGCCAGGGACAUUGAUGGGACAGGGAAUUACUUCAUUCUUACCCACAAGCAUGUUGCUCAGAUCCAUCCUCUCUCUGUCUAUGGAGCUGAGUCGCCCAAGCAGAACCUUCCUGAGUGGGUUUUGUAUCAUGAGCACACACUGUCUGAGAAUAACUGCAUCAGAACCGUCACCCAGAUUUCAACACAUGAGCUCAUCCAGAUGACUCCUCAGUAUUUCUUCUACAACCUGCCUUCUAGUGAGAGUAAAGACAUACUGCAGUAUGUUAUAAAGCAUGGCUCAGCAGCACCGGGUCAGGACAAGAGCAAAGCACCGACCCUCAACAACAUCGCCAGUGAAGAACAUUCCUAUGAACGCUGUGUCAUACAGUAACCAUGGUAUAUCACACCAUAGCCUCAAAAAAAACAUGAAAAUGAACAUGUAAAAAAAUUAAGUGUUUAAUCACUUGUGUAGCGAUGCAGAACAGUGUACGGCUGUACUGAACGUGGUUUGAAGCUAUAAUAUAUGGACCUCUAGAAAUAGCAUCUUAGUUUAAUGUAAUGCUGAGGGAUAAGUAUAAGAAAUAUGUAUUUGAAUACUGCUGUGCAGUAACUGCAGCCAUUGAGCUGUAGGUCAAAAUUAGUGACUGGACUGAGUUGUUGUUCACUAGUUAGCUAGGUAGCUACUAGUUAGCAUUUGUGUACUCUUUUUGCAUAAAAACUACAAUGUUUCUGUCAACAGUAUUACUGUAGAUGCAGGGUUCCUUGUUGAUGACUCUAAAAAUGUAGGUUUAAUUAGGUGUGUCAUAUGUUCUGUCAAUGCGUUUAUGUAUUUAUCUGCUCGGCUAAUACGUUUGUUUAAUUGCACUAUAAUAAUAAACCAGUUAUUGUUGUUAUUGUUA
Messenger RNA from Ictalurus punctatus (channel catfish), 2904 nucleotides. RefSeq names its product DEAH (Asp-Glu-Ala-His) box polypeptide 32b (gene dhx32b). NCBI's taxonomy places the organism in Eukaryota, Metazoa, Chordata, Actinopteri, Siluriformes, Ictaluridae. The record is from RefSeq and is a predicted model, not a curated record. Gene Ontology annotation, cellular component: intracellular anatomical structure; spliceosomal complex. Bases 195 to 2396 code for a protein of 733 amino acids. The transcript has 11 exons. Gene Ontology annotation, molecular function: RNA binding.